Messenger RNA from Pseudovirgaria hyperparasitica, 4442 nucleotides. RefSeq lists its product as uncharacterized. NCBI's taxonomy places the organism in Eukaryota, Fungi, Ascomycota, Dothideomycetes, Acrospermales, Acrospermaceae. The record is from RefSeq and is a predicted model, not a curated record. The transcript is spliced from 4 exons. The coding region runs from base 151 to 4185 and encodes 1344 amino acids. Gene Ontology annotation, molecular function: ATP hydrolysis activity; P-type ion transporter activity; ATPase-coupled monoatomic cation transmembrane transporter activity. Gene Ontology annotation, biological process: intracellular calcium ion homeostasis. Gene Ontology annotation, cellular component: membrane.
AUAGAUCGCGGCUCCAACGCUGCGAAGCUCAUACCUUAUGAGGUCGCAUUUGUUUUGACAGAGUUAGCGAACCUUGUUUUUAGGGCGAUACUGUUUACAGUCCUCGAUAUGUUAUAGCACGAACAAAGAUCCUGGAUCUCAGAAGCAAUCAUGAAUGAAGACGCACACGAACAUGGGUCAGCCGUGCGUCGCAGCAGUUCGCUGCAACGACGACGAAGCAGCGACGCAUAUAGAAGAAGAUCAAUCAUGAGCGAAGCUAGCUUCAUGGAAGAUGUCGAGAUGGCACAAGACGAGAUCUUCUCAGGACCUAUGUCUGAAAGCGUUCCCAUGAGCGUGUCUUCCUUCGCGCACCGAACUCGAGCUCGGGCAGACUCUACCAUUAGCCAAACGAGCUUUGCCUUCUACGACGAUGACGACGAACAAGGCUCAGAGAUAACGGAGGAAGAUGUCUUUGAGGAGGAAGAGAAUGGUGAUCUGAAUGGCAAUAUGGAAGACUUUGAUGGCUAUGCAGAAGAGGGCGAGGAUUUAGAAAACGGCCGCCGCCCACAUUCGAUUCGGCGCAAAUCGUCGAACUACUCGAAGCACUCCAGACGGUCCUCCGGAUCAGCGCGCGCGCCAUUAUUACGAUUGCAUUCCCGGACGAGUAUUGAAUCGGGCGAUGGGUGGAGAGAUGGGAGAGUGAGCCAAAAGAUCUACAUUGUUACGGAGGAUCUCACGAUAGUCGUUGCUGGGUUCCAGACUUCCAUGAUCGGAUUCGCCAUCUACGUCACGAUGUGUAUAUGCACAGGUGGCCUAGCAUGGCUUCUAUUUCGUUGGCUACCAAGGUGGUAUGUUAAGAUCACGGGCUCACCGACUUCAUUGAGAGAUUGUGACUGGGUUGUCGUUGAAAAUCAAUGGGGCGAGAUGCAGAUAAUACAGAUCUCACGGGUAGGCUAUGAUAAGCCGCUAUCCACAAUAUUUGGUGUACAGGAUAAAGAUCUUCAUGGUGACUAUCAUGAGGAUGAUGAUCCCAUGGUAAAAGAGCUACUGACUUUGGACUAUCGAUACAUAAGGUUUUGCUUCAAUCCCCUCAGAGACAAGUUCAUGCUGGGCACGACUUGGAAGGAUCCCUCUUGGACAGAAAUCGAGGCUAUCCGCGGAGGUCUCGACACUGAUGAGAAGGAAUACCGCGAGACUUUGUUUGGAAAGAACGUCAUAGACAUCGAGGAGAAAACUACCGGACAGCUGCUUGUAGACGAGGCCUUCCACCCGUUCUAUGUCUUUCAGAUCGCCAGUCUGACUCUUUGGUCUUUGGAUGAGUACUACUAUUACGCAGUGUGUAUUUUCGUCAUUUCUAUCGUGUCCAUCACAGCUACACUACUGGAAACCAAAGCGACUAUGAGAAGAUUGCGCGAAGUAUCAAGGUUCGAGUGCGACGUCCGCGUUCUACGAAAUGGCUUCUGGCGUUAUGUUGAGUCGAGCGAGCUCGUUCCCGGCGACAUCUAUGAAAUCACAGAUCCUAAUCUGACACAAUUCCCAUGCGACAGUCUGCUUCUCUCGGGAGACUGCAUCGUCAACGAAAGCAUGCUUACUGGGGAGUCUGUUCCAGUCUCGAAGAUCCCUGCAGUUGAUGAGACUUUGGCAGCGUUGAACCUUGGAGCAACGGCCAUACCGGCGGACGUUGCUAGACACUUGCUCUUCAGUGGCACGAAAAUCAUCCGAGCUCGCAGACCACAGGAUGACAAGGACGACGAAGCCGCCGCCAUCGCCAUGGUUGCCAGAACCGGCUUCAACACCACCAAAGGGGCUUUAGUCCGCUCAAUGUUGUUCCCGAAACCAUCUGGCUUCAAGUUCUACCGUGACUCAUUCCGCUACAUCUCCGUCAUGGGUGGUAUUGCUGGCAUCGGAUUCAUUGUAUCAUUUGUCAAUUUUAUACACCUCGGCCUAGCAUGGCAUCUUAUCGUGGUUCGAGCAUUGGAUUUGAUUACCAUUGUCGUCCCUCCAGCGCUUCCGGCAACUCUCACAAUUGGUACUAAUUUCGCAUUGAGUCGACUCAAGCAGAAGAAAAUCUUUUGCAUCAGUCCGCAGCGCGUCAAUGUUGGCGGGAAGGUUGACGUCGUCUGCUUUGACAAGACUGGAACUUUGACAGAAGACGGUCUCGACGUCUUAGGUGUACGAGUUGCCCAACCUAGCAGGUUUAGUGACAUUCUUUCCGAGGCCUCUGAUCUAUUACCAGGAAAUCAGUAUGAGCGAGAUCCUACCGUGGACUAUGACAUCAACAAGGCUAUAUUGUACACAAUGACAACUUGCCAUUCACUGCGAAUGAUAGAUGGUGAGCUCAUUGGCGACCCUCUGGAUGUCAAAAUGUUCGAAUAUACCGGCUGGGUCUUCGAAGAAGGCCAGCAGCGGAACGGCAACAUUGAUGAUGACGAUCAACACAAACUCUCUCCAUCUGUGGCCCGACCACCACCAGGGUCAGAGUACGAUAUCGAUAACAAUGAAGGACCUAAUCGUACCCCAAUUGAGCUCGGCGUCUUGAAAAUUUUCGAGUUUGUAUCGCAACUCCGACGAGCCAGCGUCAUUGUUCGGCAAUUCGGGUCACGCGAUGGGAGUGUAUUCGUCAAGGGUGCACCUGAAUGUAUGGCCGAGAUCUGCAAGCCUGAGAGCUUUCCACCAGACUACGAAGAACUUCUCGGCUACUACACCCACCGUGGGUAUCGAGUCAUUGCUUGCGCGACUAAGGUGAUACCGAAGAUGAGCUGGAUCAAGGUCCAGAAGAUGAAGCGCGAUGAAGCAGAAUCCGAUCUUCAGUUCCUAGGUUUUAUCAUAUUCGAAAACAAGCUCAAGCCCACGACAGCGGGCGUCCUUGAUGAGCUGACCAAUGCUGGAAUCCGCAAGGUCAUGUGCACCGGAGACAACAUCCUUACUGCCAUCAGUGUCGGCCGUGAAUGUAACCUCAUCGAUAGGACUGCUCACUGCUUCGUACCACAUUUUGUCGAAGGCAACUCGGGGACUCCGCUGGCUAAGCUAAGUUGGGAGAGUGUUGACAAUCCUAUCUACACGUUAGAUGAACACACCCUCAAGCCACUCCCACCGCCUGCAGAGACUGAUGCUUCGCUACCAUACGAUAUCACGAAUCUGAGGAACUACUCGGUCGCUGUGAGUGGCGACGUGUUCCGAUGGAUCAUUGAUUACGCCUCCGAGAAAGUACUCCGCGAGAUGCUUGUGUGUGGGCAAGUCUUCGCACGCAUGUCCCCCGACGAGAAACACGAACUUGUCGAGAAGCUCCAAAGUAUCGAUUACUGUGUCAGCUUCUGUGGAGAUGGUGCAAAUGACUGUGGUGCCCUGAAGGCUGCAGAUGUGGGCAUUUCCCUCUCGGAAGCUGAGGCAUCGGUCGCGGCACCAUUCACCAGCAGAGUCUUUGACAUUUCGUGCGUCCCUCAGGUCAUUCGCGAGGGUCGUGCUGCACUGGUUACGAGCUUUAGCUGCUUCAAAUACAUGUCUUUGUAUUCCGCCAUUCAAUUCACGUCCGUCAGCUUUCUAUACGCAAGCGCAUCCAAUCUCGGCGAUUUCCAGUUUCUAUUCAUCGACUUAUUACUCAUUCUGCCAAUUGCGAUAUUUAUGGGUUGGACAGGACCGUACUGGGAGUUGUCUCGCAAACGCCCAACUGCGUCGCUCGUGAGCCGUAAAGUCUUGACACCACUCGUCGGGCAAAUCGUCAUCACCAUCUUCAUUCAGGCUGUCGGGUUCUAUUUCGUGCAGCGGCAGCCGUGGUACCAACCUCCUAUUCUGGACAAGAACCACUCGAACUCGAAGAAUUCCCAAAAUACGACUCUUUUUCUCCUUUCGUGCUAUCAGUACAUCCUAUUCUCAGUUGUGCUUAGCGUCGGCCCGCCGUUUAGGCAGAGUAUGGCUCGCAAUUUACCUUUCGUCAUAACAAUAGUUGUAACGAUGCUUAUUGCAUCUUACAUGCUAUUCGAUCCAGCCCACUGGCUAUACAAGCUGAUGGAGCUUACAGAUAUGUCGCUACAGUUUCAGCUCUUCAUUCUUGCAUUAGGAUUGGGAAACUUUUGCCUUGCGUAUGUGGGUGAGAAAUAUGUCUUCCCAAAUAUCGCAAAGGCGAUUGGAAAGACGAAGCAGAAGAUGAAUCCGAAAUGGAGGAAGCAGAGGAAGCAGUAUAAAUUGAUAGCAGAGGGGCAGACGUGAGAGGGGUCCUGCGAUACACAGUGGAAUGAAGGGUUGAGGAGGAUGUAUAUAUGAAUGCUGACAUGUUUAUUGUACAUAUUGAGUUUACUAUACAGUAGAAAUUGGAUCGUACAUAGCAACAAGUACGUAUCAUGUGGCGCGAGUUGAGACCGACGGCAUUUCCGGAUGGUCCUGGAAGUAUGCUGCGGCCGUUCUUGAACCGCCUAAACCAGAAGGAUCAGGCUCACAUAACGUCGAUCUUGUACUUUACAAUUCAG